Aspergillus mulundensis is the source of this 831-nucleotide messenger RNA. RefSeq lists its product as uncharacterized. The transcript has 4 exons. Gene Ontology annotation, cellular component: intracellular anatomical structure. Gene Ontology annotation, molecular function: oxidoreductase activity, acting on NAD(P)H, oxygen as acceptor. The record is from RefSeq and is a predicted model, not a curated record. The coding region runs from base 1 to 831 and encodes 276 amino acids. Lineage: Eukaryota; Fungi; Ascomycota; Eurotiomycetes; Eurotiales; Aspergillaceae.
AUGUCCAUGAGCCACUCCGACUGCGCCGUCGAGCGCACCGGCUUCCCGCGCCCGUUCCCCGACACGCCCUCCAACGUCCUCGAGCAAUUCAAGAUGGCCGGCAAGACGAUCGUCGUUACGGGCGCUGCUGAUGGGAUCGGGUAUGCCGUUGCCGAGGCUAUGGCCGAGGCUGGUGGGGAUGUUGCGCUGUGGUAUAAUUCAAAUGAGGCUGCGAUUGCAAAGGCUGAGGAUUUGGCGAAGGAGCAUAGGGUUAAGGCUGUUGCUUACAAGGUCGAUGUCUCCGACCCCGAAGCCGUCCAAGCAACCAUCUCGACCGUCGUCAAAGACUUCGGCAAGAUCGACGUCUUCGUCGUGAACGCCGGAAUGGCCAUCUCAAAACCCCUCCUCGCCCAAACCCUCCCCGAAUACAAAAAGCAGCUCUCCGUAAACGUCGACGGCAUCGUCUACUGCGCAAAGUACGCAGGCGAGGUCUUCUCCUCCCAACGAUCCGGCAAUCUGAUCAUCACCUCCUCCAUGAGCGCACACAUCGUCAACGUCCCAACCGACCAGCCAAUCUACAACGGGACGAAAGCGUUCGUCACGCACUUCGGCAAGUCCCUCGCGCGCGAGUGGAGGGAUUUCGCCCGCGUCAAUAUUGUCUCGCCUGGUUUCUUUGAUACCAAGAUGGGGGCGAGCCCGGAGACGGUGCAGGAGGCUUAUCGGAUGGCGGUUCUUGGGAGGCAGGGGCAUACGAGGGAGAUUAAGGGGGUUUAUUUGUACCUUGCGAGUGAGGCGAGUAGUUAUAUGACGGGGAGUGAUGUUUUGAUUGAUGGGGGGUAUGUUUUGCCUUAG